This is a messenger RNA of Trametes versicolor FP-101664 SS1, 807 nucleotides long. RefSeq lists its product as uncharacterized. Lineage: Eukaryota; Fungi; Basidiomycota; Agaricomycetes; Polyporales; Polyporaceae. The transcript has 4 exons. The coding region runs from base 1 to 807 and encodes 268 amino acids. The record is from RefSeq and is a predicted model, not a curated record.
AUGUCCGACCCGGUCCCCGUCCUGCUCAAGCACCUGCCCAAGAACGAGAACGAGUACGACAGCUACAGCCUCCACAAAGCCAUCUUCACGCAUGUCGAAAAGAGUGUCGCACCGGCAGCGUCUCCCGACACAUGUCCGCCACUGUCUGUGAUCAUAUACGCCAUACAGAAUAUACUGACCGUCAAGCCGCCCUCCCUUGAUUUGCUCCCCUCUCUGCUCCAACUCCUCGUCCAUCUCGAGACAGUCCGCCUCGACCUCAUCGACAAACUGAGCGCUAUCCUCCGCCGACAUGAACACCUCGCCGACAUACACCGCAAAUCCCUCGAAAGCCUCACCAAGCCCUCCCGCACCGCCGCCCAGCGCACGGUCUACCGCAACAUCAUCGACAGCGUCUGCCUCCUCCACAUCCACCACCUCUGGCGCACCUACGACCCCGCGCGCUCCGCCCCGCUCACCUCCGCCCUCAUCGCCUACUUCCCCGCCUUCUUCGCGCGCGACCCCGACACCCGCGCUGCGUGCGCCGCCGCACUCACGGAGCGCCCCUGGCACCACGGCAUCGCCCCGGACGAGCUCGAGCGGAACGCGCGUGUUGGCGCGCAGGCCGCCGAGUUCAUGGUGCACGCCGCGCAGUACACGGCGGACCCAGUCGCGUACGCCACGGAGCACGGGUUUGAGCCCGACGCCGAGUUUGACGACGUCUUCCCGCCUCCGGACCUGGAUAAGAUCGCGGAGGCGGUGCAGCGGUUCAUAGGGAUGGUGCAGCCUGCGCAUGACGAGCUCCGCUCGAUACUCGGAGAUCAGCUGUAA